Messenger RNA from Myxocyprinus asiaticus (Chinese sucker), 5639 nucleotides. Its product is annotated as SH3-containing GRB2-like protein 3-interacting protein 1. The record is from RefSeq and is a predicted model, not a curated record. Gene Ontology annotation, biological process: clathrin-dependent endocytosis; clathrin coat assembly; synaptic vesicle endocytosis. The coding region runs from base 328 to 3162 and encodes 944 amino acids. The transcript is spliced from 26 exons. Lineage: Eukaryota; Metazoa; Chordata; Actinopteri; Cypriniformes; Catostomidae. Gene Ontology annotation, cellular component: cytoplasm; clathrin-coated pit; plasma membrane.
ACUGUGUCUGUCAGCUGUAAUGCCAGGUUGAUUGAUUUGUCAGAGAAAGAGAGAUACAGAUCAUUGGCUGCCAGCUGAGCUUCAGAAAACAGAAAAACAGGAGGAGAGGACAGAUUUUGUAAUUAUAGACUGACUCUAGUGGCAGUGUAUCUACAAAUGUUUCAGCUUCAGAGCUUGUGUGUUCUCAACAUGGACAGUUUCCCUUACUUGGCUGUGUCGCUACUUUGACAACCAACACACCAUUAAUCCAGUUUCUGUCUGUUCUGGCAGGAUCUGCAUUCAACAUAACAAGGCUCCUUGGAGAUAGAGGAAUGCUAAUCUGCAAUCAUGAUGGAAGGAUUGAAAAAACGCACCAGGAAGGCCUUCGGGAUACGAAAGAAAGAGAAGGACACUGACUCAACGGGGUCACCAGACAGAGAUGGUGGAGAACUUCAAGAGACUGAAUCGCCACAGAAAAAGUCCAAUGGGGCUCCAAAUGGCUUCUAUGGGGAGAUUGAUUGGGAGAGAUAUAAUUCUCCUGAGGUAGAUGAAGAAGGAUAUAGCAUAAGACCAGAUGAAGAAGAGGGCGCAGCCCAAAAAGAGAAGACUCGCUUUUUUUCCUCUAGUGAGUCUGAAGAAGAGGAGGACCACCGAAAAAAGUUUAAGAUCAAGAUCAAACCCCUGCCGGCAGACGCUAGCAUUGCAGCGCCCUCGGUAGAUGAAUUAAAAGCCUCCGUAGGCAACAUAGCUUUGUCUCCCUCGCCUCUGAGACGUAGCCCGGGUCUGGCAAAGAGAAAUACACCUGGUGAAGAAAUUGCACGGCCGAGACGUGCUAUUCCCACGCCAGUACCAGCUCCCUCCCCUUCCCCGACACCUGCACCUGCACUCACUCCUGAGCCCACUAGUAAUAAGAAAUCUCCCGUGCCAGAGGAUGAAACAGCCUUAUUUGGUCCUCCGCUAGAGACAGCUUUUGAUGAGCAGAAGACCAGUGAAGAAUAUGUGGUGAUAGAGGAACCUGAGGUUUGGGGUGCACCCCUGCCUGAGCAACACCUAGACUCCUCUCUGGCAAGACCUUUUCCUACAGGAACGUUGCCUCCGCUUCCACCUAAGAAUGUGCUGAGCUCCCCCACUUCAAGUGAAUCUCCUGCUACAGAACCUACCGACGUGCAGAAUGAAGAUGAGGGUUCAAGGCAGGCCUCACAGAGGCCUUCCUUAGCUGAUCUGGACAACAUCUUCGGCCCAGCAGACUCUCCAAUACCUGGUCAGGAUGCUGAAGACAAGUGGGUCUGCUUCAGUGAUGAGUCGCCUGAAAGACCUCCGCUUUCAGAGGACAAGACUCCACUUCCAUUCCCCUCAUCUCCAUCUCCCUCAGCAGAACCAGCACCUCGAUUGCCUAAAUCCCCACCACCACAAGAGGAGCCUAGCCUUCCUUUACCAAAAUCUCCACCUCCUCCAGCAGAACCUGCACCUUCUCCUCCAACCAGUGAACUGCCAAGAGAUAGUCCUCCACCUCCGUCGACAGCCCCUCCCCAUCCCAAAGACACCAUUCCUUCUCCCCCAGCUGUCCCGCCUUGUCCAGUUGAAGAGGCCCUGUCCCCACCAACACCAGAUGAUCAUUCACACCUUACUACAGACUUGUCGCCAUGUGCUCCUCCGAUGGAUACACGAUCAUACUCAACCAGCCCACCAACUACUCUAGAGGCAAGUGCACGCACAAUCCCUCCACCCCUGCUUCUGAACCAGGAGGAGAAGAAGAGCCCUGAGGAGAUCCCAUCAAAAGAGGACCCGAGUGAGAGCAGCACUUCACCCAAAGAGAUAGGUCAAGGACCACGUUCGACACCACCUCCUCCUCCUCCUCCCACAUACAGGGCAGUAGUGUCAUCCCCAGGGCCCAUCCCUCCAACUGGUACAGGUGGAAAUGAAAGUGGCUUCUCCUCCCCUGCUCGUUCAUCUACGCCAUUGGCCACCAGCAGUUCUCCCCCUCCCCCACCCCCACCUCGGCCACCCUCACGACCUAAACUGCCUCCUGGGAAACCCAGUGUAGGGGAUUUGAAUCGGCCGUUCAGCCCCCCUGUACAUUCAUCAAGCCCCCCGCCUUUGGCUCCACUGGCCCGGGCGGAGAGCACCUCUUCUAUCUCCUCCACCAACUCUCUGAGCGCUGCCACCACUCCCACCGUCGGUAAAGAGCUCGCAGUGUCUGUGUCAGAAGAUGACGCUUUUGUAGACAAACUACCCAGCUUUGAGAGACGGCCAGACAUGCUGGCAGAGACAGACCAGCCCUCCCUCGUAUGGUUUGACAGAGGCAAGUUUUAUUUAACCUUUGAAGGCUGUUCUCGAGGGCCCAGUCCACUCACCAUGGGGGCCCAGGACACACUGCCUGUGGCUGCAGCUUUCACAGAGACAGUUAGUGCCUACUUCAAAGGAGCUGACCCUAACAAGUGUGUGGUGAAGAUCACUGGAGAGAUGGUGUUGUCCUUCCCAGCAGGGAUCACAAGGCAUUUUGCAAAUAACCCCUCGCCUGCUGUGCUAACCUUCAGCAUAACCAACUACAGUCGCCUGGAACACGUUCUGCCUAACCCCCAGUUACUGUGCUGUGACACCACACAGUCCAAUCCGAACUCAAAGGAUUUUUGGGUGAAUAUGCCAAACCUGAUGACCCAUUUAAAGAAGGUGGCAGAUCAGAAACCACAGGCAACAUACUACAAUGUAGACAUGCUGAAAUAUCAGGUGUUACCGAAGGGUCCACAGUCCACUCCUCUAAAUCUGGCCAUGAGCUGGAGGUGUGAGCCAACCAGUACCGAUCUUAGGAUAGACUACAAAUACAAUGGUGGGGCCAUGACCACUCCCGUUGCCCUCAACAAUGUUCAGUUCCUAAUCCCAGUGGAUGGAGGGGUCAACAAAUUGCAGGCUGUGCUUCCCCCAGCUGCCUGGAAUGCAGAGCAGCAGAGAAUCUUAUGGAAGAUUCCGGAUAUUUCACAGAAGUCUGAGAAUGGAGGAGUGGGAUCACUGCUGGCCCGUUUCCAGCUGUCAGAGGGUCCCAGUAAGCCCGCCCCAGUGGCAGUGCAGUUCACUAGUGAGGGCAGCACUCUGUCAGGCUGUGACAUUGAGCUGGUCGGCCUUGGAUAUCGUUUCUCCCUCAUCAAGAAGAGAUUUGCAGCAGGAAAAUACAUGGCAGAUAUCUAAACAACAUCUCUGAUCCAUACAAGUCUGUGUAUUUUGGACCAAUUAUGAAUAUUUAAAACACAGGACAGAUCGAGAGCCUGACCCCUACCUGACCUUUUGGAUAAACCGUUGUAGAAGUACAAUGCAGGUGGACCUCACACACUCCAGCAGUAUUACACGAGUUGCAUUAUAAAAAUUUGGACCGUUUUAGGGUGUACUACUUAUAUUUUUGAACUGUAUUUACUUAACAACAUCUGUAUUACAGCAGUGGGUUUGUUCUUAAGGUUUAGCCUCUAUUUCUGUCCAGUGUGUUGUUGGCUGUGCCUACCUGAACCUGAAUAUCUCUGUAUCCCUCUCUAAAAGGAAUACUAAAAAUGUAAUGUUUUUAUUACUCUAUGCAUUCAGUUUGUCAGAGGUAUCAAGCUUUCAGAAAAGGUAGUAAAUUAUCUAAAGUUCUUAGUAUGGUACUGACUCUAAAACAUACUGUAAAAGGAAUGAGCCUCUCUGCCAAUAGAUGGCGCUAUAUCGUUGCAUGUAGUAUGAGGUCCGUACAGGAUUUGGUAUUGCUAAAGCUUAAUUAGUCUUGAAAAGGUAUUCAGGAAUAUCUCAUUUUAAUUUACUCGAUACAGUCAGGAUAAAGUCAUUAAUUGGAAAUCAGAAGAAAUCACAUAUAUAUGUAAUUAUUUGGGGGGGGGGGGGUUCAGAAUUUUUAGACAGUCACAGCUUUAAAAAUAUCCUGCUUGCAAUAGACACACACACACACACACACAAAAACAAUGUUCCUCAAAAAAAAAAAAAAAUUAUAAUGUAUAUCUUGAAGGCCGUUUGGUGUUUUCUUGUAUUGUUAAAUAGCCUUUUUGUUGUUCCCGUGGGAACAGUGUUAGACAUCAGAGUACAUGACAUAAUUCUAUUUUUAUUUAUUCAUGGUAAACUGUAUAUGAAUAGACUUUGAAUGGAAUCACAAUUUAAGAUCCUUAAAGUUAAACAUUUGGACUUUUUGUUAUCUGUGUAGUUGGGUAAACUGUGUACAGUAUGAUGCUAAGGUAUACUUUUUAAAUUUAUUUCAGAUAUGAUUUUUUUUACUCAAGUGCAACAGAAGAUUUACGCUAUAUAUGGGACGGGGGUCAUGUUUAAAGGGGCGGACAAAAACAGGAUACUGUAUCUACCUAGUUGCGUCAUGCUUAAUGUUAUUACAGUGUUACGUAUAGCAGCACUAUUAGUUGAAAGCUUUUGGACAUUGUAAAUUCUUUUAUAAUUCACGCAAACGUGUUUGUGUCCAGCCUCUCUUCCCACAGCACAUAUUAUUCAGUGUCCUGAGCAUGAGCCCCUAUCCGAACCACCUCUGCGCUUGAGAACUACUUUAUUUUGCAAAUGGUAACGGUCUCUGUGAGAUGACAAGGUUCUUGAGUGGUUAAAUGACCAAAUCGUGUUUUUUUUUUUGUUUUGUUUUUUCGUUUGUAUGUGAAUCUCCAAAAUUGUCCUUUAAGAGAAAAUAAUCUGCAUAUUUUUAAAAUGUUUAAACCUAUGAAUAAAGUGAAAAUAAAUAUUGUUUCUUGUGGGGAAAAAAAAAUGAAAAGAAAAAAAAAAACACUGUGUUAACUAUUUAACUUUCUAGAUGCUCUGAUGUUCAAUGUUAAGAACAAACAUCUUGGUUGUAUGGAUCUUUUAGCGUCUGAUGUAGACGUUGUGACGGUUUGAAGAGAAUACUGGUGCUUUGUGACCCAUAGGUUUGUUUCCAUCUACAUUUAAAUUUUAGGACAAAUGGUGUGUUGUCCAUUAAAGGGAUAGUUCAUACAAAAAUACAAACCGUGUCAUUAUUUACCCUCAUCUUGUUUCAAACCACUAUGACUUUCUUUCUUCCAUGGAAGACAAUAAGUAAACGCUAGACAGAAUGUUAGGGACUGACAGCCACAGAAAAAAGAUGCAAAGAAAAUGAAUGGUGACUGAGGCUGUCAGCCUUUAACAUUGUGCCUAACAACUCAAUUUUGUGUUCCACAGAAGAAAGUAAGUCACAGUGGUUUGGAACAAGAUGAGGGUGAGUAAAUGAUGACAUGAUGAGUUUUCAUUUUGUGUGAACUAUCCCUUUAACACUGCGUUGCAUAAUUUCUGAUCACUGUAACUAACAGGUUUUUAUUGCACGGAGUUAAAUGGUAGAACAAAUUGGAGCCUAAAACCUUUGAAUUAAAUUCUGUGUAGUGCUUAAUCAGUAUGUCUACAUGGUCCAAAGUGAAAUGUCAUUCAGAUGCACAAAAGAGGUGAGAAAACUCAUGUCUUUUAGUCUAGAUAGUCUAAGUAAAACUGUGUGAAUGUUGAAUUGUGUGUGACAUUGUAGGAGAGUUUGAGUGUGUGUGUGCGUGUGCGUGCGCUGUCUGGUUACUAUAGACAUAUCACCAUAUAUUUCUAGCAACAUGCAAGCUGUGUUUGUACAAACAAUGUCAACAAAGUCAGCACUGAGAUUAUGUUGCUCUUUCCAAAACAAUAAAAAUAUAAGCCUGAUA